Molecule: messenger RNA, 345 nt
Organism: Priceomyces carsonii
Lineage: Eukaryota; Fungi; Ascomycota; Pichiomycetes; Serinales; Debaryomycetaceae
Exons: 1
Coding region: 1-345 (114 amino acids)
Source: RefSeq, a predicted model, not a curated record
AUGGAGCAUGAUAGUCAAAGGAGAUCAAAACAAACUAAAAUGAAACAAUUUCAGACGGCUUCUGGCUAUAACUUUGAAGCAAGUUUGACAAAUUCAAAUGACUCAAGUGUAGCCGCAUCAUGGUUAAAAGUGCCUCUAACUGAAUUUGAUUGCCUCAAUAGACUUUCAUCAGACGCUUCUCUUAUGACAUCAGAUGGUUCAAUCGAAGAUUCUAUUCCUGCUAAGAAUUUUCAAGACUUUUCUAGCUCUUUUGUCUCCCAGUCUAAUCCAGGAGACGGUGAAAGUAAAUUCCUACUGGAGCUAGCUUUAGAUCAUUUUUUCAACGUAUUCAAUAGUGAGAUUUGA